AUGGCCGCUCAGACCUGCUCCGAUCGUCAGAUACCUGAUCAUUUUUCGUACCCGAACCCUUCGUUGGGCGACACGGCUGGGUUCGCCGCCUCCAACCUACCUUCCCAACCCGUCGAGCAUUCCUUGGUUUCCAUGCGUGAAAACCGAAUUCGUAAGGUCUUGAUUGUCAUCAGUCUGCUCUUGGGCCUUUUCCUCGCUACUCUGGACACCUCCAUCAUUGCCACUUCUCUCAUCACUAUCUCUGAAGAGUUCGACGAUUACGGCAAUGCUCCCUGGGUUCUACUGGCCUAUCUUCUCACCUACAUGGGCUGCGCUGUCGGCAUCGCCAAGUUCAGUGACAUCUAUGGCCGCCGGACCCUCUUGUUUUACAGCUGGACCGUCUUCCUGCUCUUCUCCCUCUUGUGCGCUGCCGCUACCAGCAUGCCGAUGUUGAUCGUCGGCCGCGCUCUCCAGGGCAUCGGAGGCUCGGGUCUCUAUAGCCUCGCCCAGACCUGUCUUCUCGAGCAUGGUCCCGCCGACAACCCGCCCCUCAUGGGUGCCCUCAUCGGAGUCACCCUCGCCGUCGCCUUUCUUUUGGGUCCAGUUCUGGGAGGCGCCAUUGUCUCCAAGAUCACCUGGAGAUGGAUCUUUGGCAUUAACAUCCCUCUCGGCAUUGCCGCCAUGUUUUGCAUUGCGUUGUGUUAUCCUAGAGACCGUCGUGUAUUUACGGUAUUUUCCUUAAGGGGUUUGAAAAAAAUCGACUUUUCCGGCAUGAUCACCCUCUUUGCGGCUUCCGUCUUCCUUGUGUUUGCCGUCGAGCGCGGCGGCUCUCCUCUCUACGGCUGGAACCACCCUAGCGUCAUCACCAGCUUCGUCGUUUCAGGAGUUAACUGGGUUCUUUUCGGAAUCAGCGAAACCUAUCUCUUUGUCAAAUACUGCCAGUAUCCUGACCACGUUGGUUGCGUUCACAUCGAACCCGUCUUUCCCGUCCAACUGGCUCGGCGGCGUCCCUUCAUGGGCGGUUUGGCUGUCACUUUCUUGACUGGGCUCCCAUACGUGGCUUUGACUGUCAUCAUUCCGGAGCGCAUGCAGGUCAUCGAGCAAGAAACACCCCUCCGAUCAAGUCUCUACCUUCUUCCCAUGCUGGGCGCCUGUGCAUUGGGGUCAUUCCUCGCCGGAGCAAUCUGCUCCAGAUCCAACAACUCCGCUCUUGUCAUGAUUGUCGCCUCGGUGGCGCAGCUGAUUGGUAUCAGCCUGAUGCUCAUCGUUUCGUCCGUCGGCUCCUCGUUUGUUCCUGCCUACGGGUUCACGUCCAUUUUCGGACUCGGUGUCGGUCUUGUCUUCGGCUCCGCUACCAUACUCUCCGGGGUGGAGACCGACUCCACCCAGGACCAUGCCGUCGCCCAAGGAGCCCUGGCUCAAGCCCGUGCUCUCGGCAGCUGCCUUGGCGUCGCCGUCUGCACUGCUCUCUUCAACAAGCGUCUCGAUGCCUUGAACAGGCACCUUCCCAAGGAACAACUCGCCGUCCUUUACCAAACGCCUACAGCAUCUUCUCAUUGGAACGAAAACCUGCUGCACCUUGUCCAAAGCGUCUAUGCCAUUGCAUUCAGAGACCAGAUCAUCUUCAUGAUCAUUGCCUGCUCUCUCAUGGUGGCCGCCGCGGUCUUCACCUGGGAGAAUUCGCCAAAACCCAUCACUUGCCUUGCCAGUCAUGUUCUAAUAGCCGAUAAGACGAGCCGGCGGCGCGGAACCGACAACGAUGGCACUGAGAUGAGCGAUAUGGGUAGUGUCCGAUCCGUCUAA
Messenger RNA from Colletotrichum graminicola M1.001, 1782 nucleotides. RefSeq names its product major facilitator superfamily transporter. The record is from RefSeq and is a predicted model, not a curated record. Gene Ontology annotation, cellular component: membrane. The transcript has 2 exons. Gene Ontology annotation, molecular function: transmembrane transporter activity. Lineage: Eukaryota; Fungi; Ascomycota; Sordariomycetes; Glomerellales; Glomerellaceae. The coding region runs from base 1 to 1782 and encodes 593 amino acids. Gene Ontology annotation, biological process: transmembrane transport.